This is a messenger RNA of Porites lobata, 7367 nucleotides long. Lineage: Eukaryota; Metazoa; Cnidaria; Anthozoa; Scleractinia; Poritidae. The record is from the annotation of a GenBank genome assembly.
AUGAGUUCAUCAGAGGAGAAGACGAAUACUUUUGCGUAUACAUCGUUUUGUGACGAAAUUCAUGACUCUGUAUCGUGUGAAGGUCCAAAACGUGAAGGAAACUUUAAAGUUUACAGGCGAAGAUGGUAUAUUCUUUUUGUAUUUUCUAUAUGCUCUGCCUUAAAUGGCAUGAAAUGGAACACUUGGGGUCCAAUUCAAGGUACCUCGCAAGUUGUAUUUGGUUGGAGUGAUACGACUAUCACACUGAUGGUGGCCUGGGGACCGAUAGUUUAUAUCAUUUCCUUUUUGCCAAUAUCGUGGCUCAUGGAUACUAAAGGUGAGAAUAUACUAAACUGUGGCAAACAAGGCUUGGUAGAUUGAUAUUUUUUUUUGUUAAUAAUGAGGGUUUGAGGGACAUAAAUAAUACAAAAACACUCCACAUUGACCGUCCUACAAGAAUUGUUAUCUUGAACUCGUGACACUUGAUACGAUUCUUAGGAAUGCCACCUGGAUUGGAUAAUCUAAAAUUAGGAUUGGACCAUUGACUGUGAUCACUUGACUGGACUCUGGCGUAUACUCGUUCUAAUUACAGUUUCUUGAACAUUUGGUUGUUAAUUUUAGGUCGAAACAGAGAUCAUUUUGUCUUUUCCACUCAACACCUUUGCUACUUUAAAAGCAACAGCAAACGUUUUCCGUGUUUGCAUAGCCUGAUAUAAACACGAGAGGGGUUGGGAGAAUUCAAGACAGUUAUGCAAACACGAGACGAAGUCGAGGGUUUGCAUAACUGUCGAGAAUUCUCCAAACGCCUCGAGUGUUUAUAUCAGGGUAUUCAAACGCAGGAAAAAAAUUUCUAUUGCUUUUAUAAAAUAAAUUUCCCGUGAAAAAACACAAAACUCUUUGUAUGGCACUGAUUAACCCAUUCGCCCCUGAACCGCCCGUAACCGCCCGUGCAGAUCCAGGUCCUUUCUACCCUUUGUGACGUCAUCAGUUUUAACAGUCAAGGACAACUUUCUUCGCUAACUUGUGCAGAGUGAAGAGAUCUUUCACACCAUACCAGAAUGAGCACAAUUCAGUCAAGGACACCGGAGAAAGAAGCAAAAAACCACGUGACAAGGACCUGAAAAUCUCCAUGAAAAUCUUGUUCCAUUACCCACCUACCUUUCCUUUCACCUAAUCCUAAGAUCCUAAAAGCUUUCCUAAAAACUCUUCCCACCAAAAUGAAGCCUACUAAAUGCCCAGCAAGAGAAAAAAAAAUGAGGCAACAAAAGCGAAAAAAGAAGGGAGGAGAGAAAGCGAAAAGUAAAAGUCAAGACUGCUGUGUCACUUUUAAACCCAAAAACUAUGUCAAAAUUUUGCUUUCUGUGCGUGCCCGAACUUCGUAAGCUGAUAUUUUGCAUCUGGAUCAGAAGGCCGCCAAGUGUACAACCUGUAAACCGGUUUGUGGUAAGUUUUAGCUCUUUAUAGCACGACAGUGACCAGAAAACCACUCGACUAGCCUCAAAACGCGUUUUUCGGCAAAAUCUCCAGGAGCGAAUGGGUUAAGCAAAGUACCAAGCUUUUUGGAAAAAAUCCACUUUUCAGCAUAAAACAACCAAAUCUGUCUAUUUCAUGUAAAAUCAGGUGAAAAAGUUGGUAAAAGGCCAUUUUUAGGUUUUUUGAUUAACCCAUUCGCCCCUUAACCGCCCGUAACCGCCCGUGCGGAUCCAGGUCCUUUCUACCCUUUGUGACAUCAUCAGUUUUAACGGUCAAGGACAACUUUCUUCGCUAACUUGUGCAGAGUGAAGAGAUCUUUCAAACCAUACCAGAAUGAGCACAAUUCAGUCAAGGACACCGGAGAAAGAAGCAAAAAACCACGUGAAAGGACCUGAAAAUCUCCAUGAAAAUCUUGUUCCAUUACCCACCUACCUUUCCUUUCACCUAAUCCUAAGAUCCUAAAAGCUUUCCUAAAAACUCUUCCCACCAAAAUGAAGCCUAUUAAAUGCCCAGCAAGAGAAAAAAAAUGAGGCAACAAAAGCGAAAAAAGAAGGGAGGAGAGAAAGCGAAAAGUAAAAGUCAAGACUGCUGUGUCACUUUUAAACCCAAAAACUAUGUCAAAAUUUUGCUUUCUGUGCAUGCCCGAACUUCGCAAGCUGAUAUUUUGCAUCUGGAUCAGAAGGCAGCCAAGUGUACAACCUGUAAACCGGUUUGUGGUAAGUUUUAGCUCUUUAUAGCACGACAGUGACCAGAAAACCACUCGACUAGCCUCAAAACGCGUUUUUCGGCAAAAUCUCCAGGAGCGAAUGGGUUAAAAGAGAAAUUCUAACCAGUUACAAAGUCUUGUCCACGAAGUCUUGCACGCAUAAUCAGUUCUUGUUUUGCAAAAAGAUGCUUUCCAAAAUACGGACUUUUCUCACUUAAAAUGUCUGGUUAAGGAUUGUAACGAUUUUCCAAGUUUCAGCUGACGAAGGAAUGGGUAAAAAAAGUAAACAUGUCGAGUUUGAACUUGAAAACUUUUUCAAAUUCGUGCUUGCGUGAUUAGCGCAAAAAACAAAACAUCUUGACGCCACAACCACGUUUAAAUACUCUCGUGCAAACACUCCUCUCAGCCAAUCAGAUCUAGAGUGCGCGUACUAUCUUAGUUAUUUUAUAAAUCAGUAUAUGAUGCUGCAUCAUAUUAUACUAAUGCAGCAAGAACCAAUUCGAACCAGUUUCUGUUACAAAUGUACAACCUUCAUUAUGGGUAAAGAGAGUGACGAGAAGAUAAUUCAUCAACAGGUUUUUGCUAGGCUCAGCCGCUAAUGAUUUAGAGUACAAGUUCCGCAGCUUUACUAAAAAAAGUGAUCAUGAUUCUGGCCUUAAAAACAGCAUGGAUUUGAGUACAGUCCAACCUCUCCACAAAGGCCACCUUGGGGACAGAUGAAAGUGGUCGUUGUGGAGAGGUGGCCAUUAUGUGGAGGUACAUGUAGGGGGCAAUAUGACAAUUUUUUUAAAAGAAGUGUAACAUGUUUAUUGUGCUUAGUUCUUGCAAACUGUAUCUCAUAAUGGUAAUCUAAUCAUAUGAAAUAAUUAAUUAUAGACAUAAAUAGAGGAUAUUACGUGGCCUUGCAGAGAUACGAAAUUUCUCUUCGAGUGUUGAAAAAUAUUUCAUGAGUGAGCGCAGCGAACAAGACUAGUGAAAUAUUUUUUUCAACACGAGAAGAGAAAUUUCGUUUAUCCAAGCGACCAUGUAAUAUUCUUUUUAUUAUAUAAACACCAAUGAAAUGCCAAACCAUUUCAUUUAAAUAGUUUUUUGGUCUGAAAGGUGCGGUUUAUUAUGAAGCCAUAGCAAUGGUGAUAUUUUCACAUGUGAAGAUAACAUGUUAUUUUCACAUGUGAAGAUAACAUGUUAUUUUCACAUGUGAAGAUAUCAAGUUUUCGCGCGAAAGCUCACUUGGUAUUUCAUUGGUGUUUAUAUAAUGAAAAAUGUUAAUGUGACAAAAUGAGCAAGGUUCGCAACAUUCGUCAUGAUUAUUGUAGCCAAUUUAUGCUUACUGCAGCAGUAUAAAUGGAAACCAAUCAAAACACAGUUGCCACAAUUAAUUAAUCAUUAAUGCACCAUAUGGAUCAAACUUCAUAACCUGAUUUUUGACUUUUUGAUCAGUCGCUGAAAAAACUGGCCAUUGUUAAGAGGUUAUUUUGGCAGUCGGAGACAUGCUUUAACUGGCCGUUGCCAUUGUACAGAUGUGCCCAUCCCAUUGCAGAGUGGUUUAAACAAGAGUCAGUGAAUAGACUGUCUGCCAGGACAAAAAAGGUGGCCAUUGUGGAAGGGUGGCUGUUAGUGGACGUUCGACUGUAUAAACACUGCUUACAAUUUUACAAGGUGUAAAUGUAUUUGCAUACAUUUUUAUGGAGAAACCAAAAUGGAAUUACGAGUUAUAUACCAUAAGCAAAGACAACUGCCCCUGAUGUCAACUAUAUUCAGCCUCGUUCCAAGGGUCCACUUAUAAGAGAGAAGAAUCCAGAAACAACUUUGGACAAGAUUUUGCAUUCAUCCAGUCUACAAUCAGUCAAACUUCUUCCCGUAUCCACAAUGAUGUCCUUUUCUAUUUUUGUCCUGGCUGACAGUCCAUAACAACUGACUUCUUCACAAAGCAUGUACAAGAUUUUUGUCCACUGAAAAUCAAAAUUACUCAAUGUCCUGGUGGAUUCCGUCUUAAUUCCUCUUGAUACGACUGUAAAAUCCAGGCGAAAAAAAAACUAUAUAUGAAAACUGUCAGGAGGCAAACAAAGGAGUAUUAUGGGAGAUAUGCCAUUGGAAAUUUUUUGAAUUGCCAUCCCAAGGCUCAGUUUCAAAGCGAGGCUAAGUGCAAAGCCAUUGUCUUGGAAACAAGACAUAUUAUCACAAGAAAGGUUUUGCACAUUGCCUUGUUUUGAAAGUAAGUGUUUUGGAACUGGUUAGCCUGACUGUGUAGCAGGCACUUGGAAGUAGUGGGUGGCCGUUCACGUGCCUGUUCUUUUUUGCGCCCACUACUUUCAAGCCCUUGCUAGGUAGGCUAGAACUGGGAAAUGGCUAGUUUUUAGAUUUAGCAAAGACAAAGUAACGACAGAGAUGAUGAUGGCAUGUGCAGAUUUAAAAAUGAAAUUGAACAUGACAGAACAGCCAAUUAAGCUGAUUUGAUGUUGUGUUGUCUGCUUAAUCUACCUAAUAACUUGUCCAGAACAGUUUUAAAGCGAACAAUGACAAUUGCAAUUUUGUUCACUCAACGAGUAUUGCUUAUCUUUCCUUUGUUGCCCUUUUUCCUUUAUUUGUGCAUUCAAUUCAGGUUUAUUGACACAUCGUGAUUGUAUUUGCUUUUCAAGUUGCUUCUCAGCAUUUAUAAAUUAAACUUAGUGGUCUAAUUAAUUAGUCUAAUUACCUCUUCUUCCUCAUAUAAGCUCUUUUGCCUUUCCCUCAAAGGUAGUGUUGAUGAAAGUAUUGACUGUAGUGAAAUAAUGUUUAAGUGCCGUCUACUCUGCUUGGCUCUAGGAGGAAAUGUUUGCUUUUGCACAAUCAGCAAAUUAAAUACUUAUGUGCUUUCCAGUCAGUUAACAUUAAUGGCCUUGAUCAGUAAAUGAGAUUCUCUGUUGAUGUGACUUACUUUUUAUUCUUUUUAGGUUUGAGAGCAUCUAUUCUCCUCCUAGGACUUUGCAAUUUUUUCGGAACAGCCUUCCAAGCUAUUCCACUUGUUGAUCUACAAAUACAAACAUGGCUUGCUCAUACGGGGAUGUUUCUAAGUAGUAUAGGAGGUCCUGUUGCCAUGGCAUUAGGGCCCCUUAUUUCUGCGAUAUGGUUUCCUCCUGAUCAACGCACAACAUCAACAGCAAUUGCAUCAUUGUCUUCCUAUGCUGGGGCAGGGAUGGCAUUUAUCAUUGGCCCACUGUUAGUCCCAGAUGUGGGUAACCAUAGCACGAGCAUUGGCAAAAGUAUUGACUACAUAAGUAUUCGUAAAAAUAUGACUAACAGCCAGUUGAAUUUUCUUAAGGAGAAAAUCAUGUUUCUUAUGUACAUUGAACUAGGAGCAGCAGUUCUGAUUUUACUCUUGAUAGUGGUGUAUUUUCCAAAGAAACCUCCACUGCCUCCUUGCCUAACUGCAGCGAGUGAGCGUUUGGAUUUUAAAGAUGGCUUUAAACACCUCAUGUUCAACAAACAGUUCUUGUUGUUGCUAUUUAUCAAUGGAAUGACCCUUGGCAUUUACAGUGGCUGGACGUCUAUACUAGACCUAACUUUGUCGCAGUUUGGUCUGGGAGAAAAAACUGCAGGGUGGCUUGGAUUUGGUUCAUCAGUAUCAGGAAUAUUGGCAGCAAUUAUACUGUCCAGGUGAAACAUGUUAAAAUUUUAUUAUAUCCAUUUUGAAAUAACUGGAGAUCCCCGCAAUCUGAUUGGCCCUCAGCAGCGUGAUUCAUUCACGAAUAACACCAUUUCUUCCUCUUUAUUAUAUCCAUUUUGAAAUCACUGGUGAUCCCUGCAAGCUGAUUGGCUCUCAGCAGUGUGAUUUAUUCACGAAUCACUCCAUUUCUUGCUCUUCAUUAUGUCCAUUUUGAAAUCACUGGUGAUCCCUUCAAUCUGAUUGGCUCUCAGCAGUGUGAUUUAUUCACGAAUCACACUAUUUCUUGCUCUAAAUCACAUGUUCUAAACCGCACCAGUUCUGUUUUAAAUCGCACCAGUUUUGCUCUAUAUCGCGUCAUUUCUGUAUCAAAUACAAAAUGAGAUGUAAAAGCCUUUUUGUUUCUGCUUCUCAACAAGGCGGCUACUUGAUCAUUAAAAUAUUGGUAUUGACUGAACUCUGUGAUUUCAAAAUGGCUGUAAUAAAGUGGUAAUUGAACUUUGUGUCGUGCAAUUUUGCUCUGAAAUCAUACUUGCGAGUCUGAAAUCACGCGUGUCAUUUUAGACCAAAUUGCACUCCACUCUGUUCAAUUAUGAUAAUUAACCGUUUUUAUUGUGCUAAAAGUGCAAUAAAACUGACAUUUUAAGUCAAGAGUAUUGAAAAACGGAGACCUACAUGUUUACUUUCACAUACGAGAUCUUUUUUUUUUUUUGAAAUACUUUAAUAUAUUCGACACCAGAAAUAUAUCCCGAUCUGUUCCUCGGCCGUAUUAUUUCAGUUUUUUUCGGGGUGAGAGAGAACGUGCCGCCCCCCCAAAAAACGUUUCGGACCAGGAUAUCCGUUUCUGUAUAAAAACACCUGAAGAUUGAAUGCUAUUGAGAGCGAAAGAUUUCACGUUUACGACAACAGAAAGUUCAUUCUGCCCUAAGAGCCAAAGGAGCCACUCAUUUUUCGUCUCUGUAGGUAUUGAUUGUGUCAAAAAUACGAAUAUCUCAGGAACAAAUACUAGAUAAUCUGGUCGAGUUAAUAAUGAACAAAGAACCGUUCAGAUUCCUUUUGCCGUUACAAUAUUUUUAUUUCCACAAAUUUUGAUCACGACAAUUAAUUUUCAUACUCUGGUUUAUCCACAGACUCGCGGACCAUCUAUCUGGACACAUGAAAGCAAUCCAGUUUGUUCUUCUGGCUGGCGCUACCAUCUCCUAUGGUCUAUUCACAUUCAUCUGCGCAGGAAUUAUUCCAUAUAACAAGGCCAUUCUCUUUUUAACCUGUAUUCUUGCAGGAUUUUUCACUAAUGGAACCAUUCCGUUAUUCUUUGAGAUGGCCGUGGAAACUGCAUACCCUGUCGCCGAGGGCAUCACCUCUGGUUUCGUAACCGUUGCCGCGAACCUUCUUCAGUUGGUAUUUUACAUAUUUCCCAUGUUGCCAAACUUUGGGUUAAAGUGGAUUAAUUGGUGUAUUUUUAUAACGUAUGCGCUUUCUGUUCCGCUGCUUGCGUUGUGGAGAGAACGAUACUACAGAUCGGAAGUUGAUGAUCAAGACAAGCAAGCACCAGUAACUAUUAAUUAG